AUGUCAGACCCCCAGAAAUACACGGUCGGUUGGAUCUGCGCCAUCACCACCGAGUCCCACGACAACAAUAACUAUGUCCUGGGCAAGGUCGGCGGCCACAAUGUAGUCAUCGCCGUCCUGCCUGAUGCAGAAUAUGGCAUAGCGCCCGCGGCGGCAGUAGCCCGAGACAUGCUCCACAGCUUUCCGAACGUGCGCAUCGGAUUGAUGGUCGGCAUUGGAGGCGGUGCGCCUAGCCGGAAGCGUGAUGUCCGACUCGGUGAUGUAGUAGUCAGCAGUCGCGAUGGCGGCAAAGGCGGCGUGUUCCACUACGACUUUGGCAAGACUAUCCAGAAUCAGUCAUUUCAAGAGACUGCAUUCUUAGACCAACCACCCACGGUGCUGCGGACGACUGUGAGCACGCUCAGAGGCACAUACGAGAUGAAUGGCCACCAGCUUGUGGACGAUGUGGACAAGGCAUUGACGAAGAUCAAGAAGCGAAAAAAAUACACACGGCCUCCUCCAGCAAGCGACAGACUAUACAAACCCGACUUUAUACAUCCUUCACAAUCGUCUGACGGCUGCGACGUCGCGUGCGGCAAUGACGAAACCCACCUGGUGGUCCGGAAGGAACGAGACGAAGAAGAGGAAGACGAUCCCGUGAUUCACUACGGCUUGAUUGCCAGCGGAAGCCAACUGAUGAAGGAUGCGCGUAUCCGGGACAAGCUGGCGGAUGAAAAGGGCGUCCUUUGUUUCGAGACGGAGGCGGCCGGCCUGAUGAACCACUUCCCAUGCCUAGUGAUCCGCGGGAUAUGCGACUACUCCGACUCGCACAAGAACAAGGAGUGGCAGGGCUUGGCGGCAAUGAUGGCGGCGGCGUAUGCGAACGAUCUUCUGCGUCAGAUCCCGCCCAACAAAGUCGAAGAGGAGAGGCGGAUCAGUGAAGUACUCAGUUCGGAUCUAGAACGUUUACACCUGAUGGCGAAUGAGACCAAAACUGCAGUUGUGACUAUGGAACAAAACGAUCGCCUCGCUCAACUCGAUCGAUGGCUUCGCCCACCCGACACAUCAACGAACUUCAAUCAUGCGAGAAAACAAUGGCACGAGGGAUCCGGGCUAUGGUUCCUGAAGAGCGCUGCCUUCAACGAGUGGAAGCGUGGAUCACAUCGCCAUCUGUGGCUUCACGGCUUAGCAGGAUGUGGCAAAACCGUCCUCAGUGCGACAAUAGUGGAUCAUCUCCGGAAGAUGGACGAUUGCGUCACCCUUGAAUUCUAUUUCGACUUCAACGACACCGCGAAACAGAAGAUGGACGGGGUGUUACGCUCCCUCCUCUUUCAGCUCUACAAGUUAGGGUCUCGCUCUAAAGACCUCGACAGCUUAUACCAAUCCCACCUCGACGGCCAGCGGCAGCCAGACACACCGACUUUAACAAACUGUCUCCGCGCGAUGAUCAAGGGCUCGAAAACUACUUAUGUUAUUCUGGAUGCCUUAGACGAGUGUCUGGAGAGAAAGGAACUGCUUGGGUGGAUGAAGGAAUUCUUCACAAUACCCGACCUGAGCCACGUUCAUCUGAUUGCCACUGGCCGGCCAGAAGAAGAGUUUUUGAGCUUCAUUCCCGGCUGGCUCGGCAACGAGCACUGUUUGCCACUGGACAAGAACGCUGUUAACGCCGACAUACGCUCCUAUGUCGCAGCGAGGCUUGAACAGAGUUCCGAUUUCGUGGACAAGGGCCUAUCUCAGGAUCUCCUCGAACAGAUACGCAAUAAAGUCGGAGACCGGGCUGAUGGCAUGUUCAGAUGGGCCGCAUGUCAACUGGCCAGUCUUGCAACAUGUAUGAGUCCCAGAGCUAUCGAAAUAGCUCUUGAGACUUUGCCCCGGGAUCUCGAUGAGACGUACCGUCGCAUGCUUCGAAGCAUCCCGGCAGAUAUUGAGAAGGAUGCCAUGCGCCUCCUGCAGUUUCUCGUCCACACCAAGCGGCCGUUGACACUAUUAGAGGCCGUAGAGGUAAUAGCCACACAGACGGAUGAGGAGCGACGAGGCUUCGACCCGAAGCGCAGACUGUUUCGUGAAGCCGAUAUUCUACGGCACUGUCCCAGCUUGGUGUCAGUCACGGACAAUGGAAGGACUAGGAAGGAGCUCCAUCUUGCCCACUUCUCUGUCAAAGAGUAUCUUCUUAAACAAGACCAGUUUGACCUCAGCAGUGCUAGCAUUGUCAUCACAAGAACCUGUUUGAGUUACCUUACGGAUAUCGAGGGUAGCUCCUGGAAAAUCAAGCAGGAUUUUCCGAUGGCAAGAUAUGCGGCGGAGUACUGGAUGGGCUAUGCAACUUCGGCAGAGACUUCUGAAGCCGUUGUUCGGACAGCAGUCAGGUUUUUACAGGACGAGUCAACUUUUCAGCGGUGGAGUCGGUUGUAUCAGGCUGACCGGGAAUGGGACAGCGAUCCGGGCCCUCCUCGAGCAUCCAGACUCUAUUAUACUUGCCUAGGUGGACUCGUAGCAGCUGCAAUAGGCCUGCUGGGCGAGGGCGCCGACGUCAACGCGCAGGGCGGCGACUACGGCAACGCUCUCCAAGCUGCCUCAGACGGGGGCCACAGAGAAGUUGUGCAACUCCUACUAGACAAGGGCGCUGACGUCAAUGCGCGGGGCGGCGUCUAG
This is a messenger RNA of Microdochium trichocladiopsis, 2631 nucleotides long. RefSeq lists its product as uncharacterized. Bases 1 to 2631 code for a protein of 876 amino acids. The transcript is spliced from 4 exons. Gene Ontology annotation, biological process: nucleoside metabolic process. The record is from RefSeq and is a predicted model, not a curated record. NCBI's taxonomy places the organism in Eukaryota, Fungi, Ascomycota, Sordariomycetes, Xylariales, Microdochiaceae. Gene Ontology annotation, molecular function: protein binding; catalytic activity.